GACGGAGGGGUGUUGUUCAAAGGGGACGGAUUUUUCUUCUCUCGUUUGAGGAGCGCUCUCGACGUGAGCUUUCAACCAAUUUCCACGCUCGUGCGAAUCACACGUAUUUUCACAAUUUUCGUCGCAACUUUAACCCUUUGCGAGUCCCAACUCGAGUGAUUUAACGCUAGAUUAUCUCCAAUUAAUAAGAGCGCAGUAUCGAUUCUGCGAGUAGAAUCCUCUUAGAUCUUUAUUUCUUUAUCGUCUCGAUCGAAAAAGUCGUCGGGCGAGCAAAGGGUUAAAAUGAAUCUCAACUCCUUUAUUUAUCUACAUUAUCUACAUAUUAUCGACUCGAUUUUACUAUACAAAAGUUCUAAGCUUUGAAUUACAUUCGAAAACAUAUACGUAUAUGUUUCAGAGCUAGCUCAUAAAUACGAUAGGAAGGAGCUUUCAAGCUUCCCAUCUAUAUUCCCUCCCCGUGCUUUUAUCUCGAAGAAAACGGGGAUUUCUUCCUGGUAGACACGCACGCACACCCUCUCCUCUCCCUCGCGUUGACCCUUGGAAAUCUCUGUUCCUUUUCGUUCCCAACAAAUUGUUUCUUUGAUCGUCGACCAAGCUUGCCACACCCCUCCCUCCAACAAACUCGACGCUAUUUUUCCCCCGACGACCUUGCCGAUAAGCGAAAAUAUUUUUCCUCGGAAUUACACGGGCCUCGUUUCGCGGAAACGAGAGUCGCUCGGGAACACGUCAUCGGUUGGGAAUUAUAAACGAAGUCACGCGAAUUAUCGCGAUAGUGGCGUUGUAUAUAGCAGCAUAGGCACCUGUUACACGCUGGGGGCGGGGGAGGGGACCCGCGCUCAUGCGAGGGGAACAGUUGUUAAAUUAUUCUUGAUCGCGCGCUAGCGAUAUUGGACGGUGGAAGGUGGGCCCACGCUUUGUCCGUGCUCGUCCGUGCUUCGGCUCACGUGUCGUUAUUAAUCAAGCGAAUAGUCAAGCGGUAGUAGAUUGGUGGGCAGGCGAUACGAGGAAAAGUUUAUAGGUUUUACGUAAGCUUUUGACUCGUUGGAGCAUAUUUAGCCGCGGCGACUCGUCCCGUACGGUCAAAUCGAAUCGACGAAACGUCUCGGUUGGGUGGUGUUGUUGUUUGAUCGUGGGGAGAGAAACGGAGUGUGACGAAAUUCCAAUCGAGAUCGAAUAAGUAUGAGCUUGCACGAUAAGUGAUUUUUCUUCCUAACCUUCGUGGCGUGAUCGUAUAUUUGUAGUAAACAAGGGUUACAAGGUUGGAUGAUAUUUCUAGAAGUGAGAAAGAGACAGACUGUUCUUCGUUAGAAAAUUACGUAACCACGGUCAGCGGUGGCGUUGCCAUUCGUAGCAGAUGCUUUGGAACGCAGGCCAUUAGACUUGGUAGAAAGGACCCUUAUCCUCGUUUCGCAGGGUCAUUUGAUCGGUUGGAAAGGUAAAAUCCAACUUGUCGCCGAUCCAAUGUCUCACAUUUAGGAAACUUGGUGGGGCGAACGAUUCGAGGGGGGAGAAAGGGAAGACAGGAGGAGAAGAGAAGAGGGGUGUGGUGGACGGAGAUACCAUGGCAACGCGACGAUUGUUAGACGGAAAUCCUCGAUGAGAAGUAGAUCCACGAUAUUAUUUCCGACGGCGAGAAGUGCAACGAAGAAACGAUUCGAUCUCGAUCGAGAAGAAGAAGAAGAAGAAGAAGAAGGAAGGGGUGGUGAAACGAACGUAGCCGAGAAUCGAAAUUCGACUUGUGAAAAAUGGCCGAGAAGCAAGAAUUCAAGGUUCUCUUUCGAAGGAGAUGGCCUCAGUAUAUCGGCGCGGUCUCAGCGUGCAUGGGUGGAUUUUCACUGGGUUGCGGUAUCGGAUGGAGCGCGCCAUGCGUUGAACUUUUGAAAGAGGUGCACAUGUACGACAUAUCGGCGAUCGCCUUGAUCGCCGCGAUUUUCCCGUUGGGUGCGGCUUGCGGAUUGCCAAUUGUGCCAUUCCUGAUCGACAAGAUCGGUCGAAAGUGGUUGAUGCUCUCUCUGAUUCCGGCCUUCAUCCUCGGCUGGGUUUUCAUCAUAAUCGGUGUUUCCGUGUUCGCCCUUCUGGUCGUAGGAAGAUUUCUCACCGGCGCCUGUGGUGGGAUGUUUUGCGUCAUAGUGCCCAUGUACUCCGCGGAGAUUUCAGAGAAACAAAUCAGAGGUACUUUGGGUAUAUUCUUCCAAUUAUUGCUCGUGAUCGGAAUCCUGUACGCUUACUGCUGCGGAUACGCUAGAAACGUCGUUACCACGACGGGUCUUUGUUUAGUUGGUCCAAUUCUGUUUGUUAUAAUGAUGAUAUUCAUGCCCGAGAGUCCUAUGUUUUACAUGGUAAAACGCAACGAGGAGGCUGCCAAAAAAUCGAUGAGAUUCUUCCGAGGACCGGAUUACGAAGAAAUCGACGAUGAGCUCGCUAUAUUCAAAGAACAAGUAGAGAAAAGCGCGCUCCAGCAAGUGACAUUCGACGCGUUCAUGAAGAAAGCUGUGCUGAAGACGUUGGGGAUCGCUUAUGGGCUGAUGUUCGCCCAACAAUUCAGCGGUAUCAACGCGAUCAUAUUCUACAGCGAGACGAUUUUCAAGCUGACCGGCGUCGAUAUAGAUCCCUUGCUGCAGAUGGUGGUGUUCGCGGUGGUCCAGGUGAUCGCUUGCGUCAUAGCUGCUGCGCUGAUCGACCAAGUGGGCAGAAAAGUACUCCUGGUAAUAUCUUUUGCGGUGAUGUGCAUCUGCCUGAUAGGUCUGGCCGUGUUUUUCAUCAUAAAAGAAAGCAAUCCGCCGGUAGCCGACACUCUAUUUUGGUUACCGCUCCUUUGCGCUUGCUUGUACAUCCUGUCCUUCUGCCUGGGUGCCGGUCCUAUACCGUGGGCCUAUAUGGGAGAGAUCUUUCCUACCAAGUUAAAGGGGACCGCUUCCACUUCCGCAGCAUUGUUCAACUGGAUAUUGGCGUUUAUCGUGACCGUGUCGUUCUCGAGCGUGGUCGAGGCUGUCGGGAUGGCACCUGUCUUCUUCUUCUUCGCGUUGAUCUGCGCUUUGAGCGUGGUUUUCGUGAUCUUCCUUUUGGUCGAGACAAAAGGGAAAACUUUCACCGAGAUACAGAGGGAGUUCGGUACCUUCGAAAUCGAGGAAUAAAAAAAAUAUAUAUAUAUAUUGAAUAAAAAUAUAUAUCGAAUAU
This is a messenger RNA of Apis laboriosa (Himalayan honeybee), 3177 nucleotides long. Its product is annotated as facilitated trehalose transporter Tret1-like. Gene Ontology annotation, cellular component: membrane. The transcript is spliced from 9 exons. Lineage: Eukaryota; Metazoa; Arthropoda; Insecta; Hymenoptera; Apidae. The record is from RefSeq and is a predicted model, not a curated record. Gene Ontology annotation, biological process: transmembrane transport. Bases 1746 to 3134 code for a protein of 462 amino acids. Gene Ontology annotation, molecular function: transmembrane transporter activity.